Danio rerio (zebrafish) is the source of this 1967-nucleotide messenger RNA. NCBI's taxonomy places the organism in Eukaryota, Metazoa, Chordata, Actinopteri, Cypriniformes, Danionidae. The record is from RefSeq and is a predicted model, not a curated record.
GCUGCGCCGCUCGCGCUCCUGUGCGUAAACAGGCGGUGAGAUUGCGCUUUAAAUUUGAUUCAUGUAUUAUAACAGUUUAAUCAAAGUGUUAGAUUUGUGCACGUUAUGCUAAACUAACUAUCGAGUGAAUAAAUUAAUUCAUUAUUUACGGCCAUUUUUGUGGACAAACGCGAGACAUUUAUGUAAACAAAUGGAAAUCACAACAGGAAAAAACACCGUAGAGUAAUGUAUUUGGGAAAAUGUCUCCCAAACACUCUGAAUAAAACGGACUGGCGUGUUUCUGCCUUUAUAAAGGCUCGUUGUGUGUCUGAGAAGCUGAAAAAAUCCAUCCCAUAAUAUUCUGUCUGUCUCCAGCGGUGAAGUGGAGCUCCAUGCAGAUGCGCAGGAGGCGGAGGCGGAGGCAGAUCAGAUGAAGGAGUUACUCCGCAGCUGACAGCGCAUCGACGAGCUGCCGCGAGGGAACAUUUCUAUAUGUUGCCAGGUGAGGAAAAACGCAUCAGUACAGCCUCUCACAGUAUAUCGUACUGUUUGUUAAGUCAGGUGGUGCAGGAGCUCCAGUCAUUGCUUAAAGGAUUUAUUAAACGUGUGCAGUCUGAAAGAACUGAUGAAGAUGGAGUUCAUCAAAGAGGAGAGCGAAGACGUGAAGAUCAUAGAGAUGGUCACCAUAAAAUACGAAGAUCCUGAGGAACAAGCAGACCUAGUGGAGCCGAAAGAAGAACCUCAGGAACUGAUUGAAAUGGAAGAGAAACCUCAGUGUGAGACGCAACACGUUUCAGCGACUGAAGAGCCACACACAGAGGCUACACAGACUUCCACACGCACCAGCAAAUCUCCUCAGAAAAGCAAGCCUAGCAGUCUUUUCAUUUGCUGUCAGUGUGGAAAGAGCUUCACUCGAAAACAAUCCCUCGAGGGCCACAUGAAUCUCCACAACGGAGAGAAACCGUACUCGUGCCAACAGUGUGGGAAGAGCUUCAGGCAGAAGCCCAACCUAAGAGUUCACAUGAGAGUUCACACUGGGGAGAAGCCUUACACCUGCAAACAGUGCGGGAAGAGUUUCAGCCUGGUCCAAGGCUUCAAGAUCCACAUGAGAUCUCACACCGGAGAGAAGCCGUACGUCUGCCAACAGUGCGGUAAAGGUUUCAGUCAGAUAUCCUCCUUCAACUCGCACACGAGGAUUCACACCAGAGAGAAGCCGUACUCCUGCCAGCUGUGCGGGAAGGACUUCAGUAUAAAGCAGCACCUCAAUGACCACAUGAUAAUUCACUCCGCAGAGAAGGCGUUCGAAUGCCAGCAAUGCGGAAAGACUUUCUUCCUGAAAAGACACCUUAAAAAGCACAUCAGGGUGCACAGCGGAGAGAAGAACUUCACCUGUCAGCUGUGCGGAAACAGUUUCACUCAGAUGUACAGCCUUAAAAGACACAUGAGGAUUCACUCCGGAGAGAAGCCGUACUCCUGCCAGCAGUGUGGAAAGCGUUUCACGCAGAACAACAGCCUCGAUAUCCACGUCAGAACUCACACGGAGAGAUCCUUCACCUGUCAAGAGUGUGGAGAAAGUUUUAACCUAAAAAGCGACCUUAAUAACCACGUCAAGACUCACGGCGAAGAGAAGGCGUUUCCAUGCGGUCAGUGUGAAAAGAGCUUCUCGCGUAAAGACAACCUCAAUCGGCACAUGAGGGCUCAUAUAAGCGAGUGUGUAAUCAGUCUGGAAUGAGCUUCCGUCAUCAUUUAACACUGGACGGCAGAGAUGCCUGCCUCUAACCUCAACCCCCAGUGAAAUCACUUGUAGAAGUAGUGCAGCAAGGAAGAACUGGAGCUCAAGCUCCCUCUUGCUGGAGCUCAGCUCUGCUCAUGUGGCUCUGCAGUGAGUACCACUUGAAAAUGUACAGUCUAAUUCGGAAUAGGAGUUUCUGAGCAUUCAUCUCCUCUUACUCUUCUUGAUUGGUUAAAUAAACAACUGCUGGUGUUGA